This is a messenger RNA of Poecilia reticulata (guppy), 1877 nucleotides long. RefSeq names its product eukaryotic translation initiation factor 2B, subunit 3 gamma (gene eif2b3). Gene Ontology annotation, biological process: cytoplasmic translational initiation; biosynthetic process. Gene Ontology annotation, molecular function: guanyl-nucleotide exchange factor activity; translation initiation factor activity. NCBI's taxonomy places the organism in Eukaryota, Metazoa, Chordata, Actinopteri, Cyprinodontiformes, Poeciliidae. The record is from RefSeq and is a predicted model, not a curated record. Gene Ontology annotation, cellular component: eukaryotic translation initiation factor 2B complex; guanyl-nucleotide exchange factor complex.
UUACGGACAUGUUUCACUGAACGCUCCCAUAUGUCAUCAUUCAAUGCUAUCCAUUAGCUUGUUUCACAUUCUUCUUCCAAAAUAAUUAAGGACUUUGUUUAUUUUUUCUCACCGUAGCACAGUUAAUCUACUGUUUAAGUCUGGAGAGACGAAUCCUGUCGCAUUUACACUCUCUAUAGAGCAAUGCUGUUUUGCAAAUCGAUGCUUUGUUAGUUAGCUAAGUGCUAACUGCUACGGUGACAUCAAGAAACUUACAUGCGUCUGCCACCGCUGUCAUACAGAGACAGCAGAUCAUCUUGGAUCAAGAACAUUGACACAGCCUUUUCCUGCAGACAUCAUGGAGCUCCAGGCGGUGCUGAUGGCGGCUGGGGGUGGCUCACGUAUGACAGAUCUGACAUACAACACCCCCAAACCCAUGCUGCCUGUAGGCAACAAACCACUGAUGUGGUAUCCCCUGAACCUGCUUGAGAGAGUGGGCUUUGAAGAGGUUAUAGUGAUCACCACUAAAGAAGUCCAGAAGAUGAUGAGUACAGACUCUAGAAUGAAGCGGGACAUAAAGAUGAAGAUGGAGGUCGUUUGUGUCCCAGAAGACGGAGACAUGGGCACUGCCGAUGCUCUCAGACACAUUCAGCAGAAGAUCAAGACUGACAUCCUGGUGGUGAGCUGUGACCUUAUAACCGAUGUGGCUCUUCAUGAGGUGGUCGACCUUUUCAGAGCCCACAAUGCAACACUGGCUAUGCUCAUGAGCAAAGCCCAUGAGUUCACAGAGACUGUGCCGGGCCAGAAAGGGAAGAAAAGGACAGCUGAACAGAGGGACUUCGUCGGUGUGGAUCAGUCAGGGAAGAGACUGCUCUUCAUGGCCAAUGAAGCGGAUCUGGAAGACGGACUUUCAGUCAGGAAGUCUAUUAUWAGGAAACAUCCCAGGAUGCACAUCAAAACAGGCCUGGUGGACGCUCACCUCUACUGUCUGAAAAAAGCAGUUGUUGACUUUCUCACGGAAAACAAGUCCAUUUCAUCAAUCCGAGGAGAGUUGGUACCGUACUUGGUGCGCAAACAAUUUUCCAAAACCCCCAACAGCCAGAAGGUGAAAGAAGAUUUGGAGGAUCAGACCCAGAAAAAGAAUGACUGCUCUACAAACCACGAGCUGCUCAUCUCAUCGCGGGACGAGCCUCUGCUCCAGCUGGCCCAGGAGCGGUCCUGUUGGAAUGACCACCGCGGCGACAUGAGUGAGGCCUACCACGGAGGAAAGCUCCGCUGCUAUGUUCACAUUAUGGAGCAGGGUUUGUGCUACCGUGUUAACACUCUUGCUGCCUACAUAGAGGCAAACAGGCAGGCCCCAAAGCUUUUUGAGGAGCCACCAGUUCACCCUUCUGCUGUCAUUUCUGAGAGAUGUCAGGUGGGGUCAGACAGCAUCAUUGGGGAACGGUGCCAGAUAGCAGAAAAGACUUCCAUAAAAAGAUCAACUAUUGGAAUAUCCAGCAACGUGAAAGAGAAGGUCAAAGUCACCAACUCCAUUGUUAUGCAUUCGGUCACCAUAGAGGAAGGAUGCAAUAUCCAAGGCAGCGUAAUCUGCAGUAAUGCAAUCAUUGGCAGGGGAGCCGACCUCAAAUAUUGUUUGGUGGGAAACGGACAACGAAUUGAGCCAGAAGCUGAACGGACAAAUGAGGUGAUUGUCGGAACGGACCAACUGAUGGAGAUCUAGCUUCGUCGCAGAAAAGCCGAAACCUCACCUGUUGACCUGAGAGCAGCAAACCUGAGAGUAACUGACUCCAGCCGACUGUCCAAUCAGAAGCCUGGAAGCUGCUGGACAGUCUGGGAAUGUUUUUUUUUUUUUUACAAUAAGUCUGAAUAAAGACAAGUUGACUUGAGUGCAUGGA